Molecule: messenger RNA, 2435 nt
Organism: Gymnogyps californianus (California condor)
Lineage: Eukaryota; Metazoa; Chordata; Aves; Accipitriformes; Cathartidae
Product: leukocyte elastase inhibitor-like
Exons: 7
Coding region: 74-1210 (378 amino acids)
Biological process (GO): negative regulation of endopeptidase activity
Molecular function (GO): serine-type endopeptidase inhibitor activity
Source: RefSeq, a predicted model, not a curated record
UUUACAUUAAAAAAGUGAAGAUUACUGUGGUCUAAAAGUUGAGCGUGAAUAGAGCAGCGCGAUAGCUAUAACUAUGGAAAACCUGCGUAAUGCCAACAGCAGAUUUGCGCUUGAUCUGCUCAGAAGGUUUAAUGAGACCAACCCAGCAGGAAAUGUUUUCUUCUCUCCUAUCAGUGUGUCUGCUGCUCUGGCCAUGGUCCUUUUAGGGGCCAAAGGUAAUACAGAGGCACAGGUGCUGAAGACACUUCAUUUUGACAAAGUUGAAGGUAUUCAUUCAAGAUUUCAGACUCUGACUAUGGAUAUAAACAGAAGCAAUGCUCCCUAUCUCUUACGGCUUGCCAAUCGGCUUUUUGGAGAGAAGUCCUACGGCUUUUUGCCGGAUUUCCUGACUAAUACUCAGAAAUUAUAUGGAGCUGAUUUGGCUACAGUUGAUUUUCUUCAGGCUUGUGAUGAAGCCAGGAAGGAAAUUAACCAGUGGGUAGAGGAGAAAACUGAAGGUAAAAUCCCUAAUCUGCUGUCUGAAGGCUCAGUUGAUAACAUGACCAGGCUCGUACUGGUGAACGCUAUUUAUUUCAAAGGAAACUGGGCAGAGAAAUUUAAAGAAGCUGACACCACUGACAUGCCAUUUCGGUUAAAUAAGAAUGAAAGAAAGACAGUGAAAAUGAUGUAUCAGAAAAAGAAAUUUCGUUUUGGGUACAUCCCUGAAGUGAAGAUCCGUGUUUUAGAGCUGCCUUACGAAGGAAGAGAACUUAGUAUGAUCGUCCUGUUACCUGAUGACAUUGAAGAUGACUCCACUGGACUGCAGAAGCUGGAAAAGCAGCUUACCUUAGAGAAGCUCCAGGAAUGGACAUGUCCAGAGCAUCUAUAUUCCACUGAUGUUCGUGUGCGUUUGCCAAAGUUUAAGCUAGAAGAAAGCUAUGACCUUAAAUCAGAUUUAGCCACUAUGGGCUUGUUGGAUGUAUUUGACAGUGGCAAGGCUGACUUGUCGGGAAUGUCAGGGGCAUGUGACCUCUUUCUCUCUAAAAUUGUCCACAAGGCUUUUGUAGAGGUGAAUGAGGAAGGCACGGAAGCUGCAGCUGCCACUGCUGGCAUUGCUAUGCUCUGCAUGGUUAUGGAAGAGGAUUUCAAUGCUGACCAUCCUUUCCUUUUCCUUAUUCGCCACAACCCAACGCGAAGCAUACUUUUCUUCGGCAGAUAUGCUUCUCCAUAAAAGAGAACUUGGCAUUUGCAGACCAGUUCCUGCUGUAGUCAGUGAAAGCUUUGCUCCCAAAUGAGUUGGAUUCUGAUGUAGAAAGUUAAUGCUCCUGUCUUGAGUUCCUAGUAACUUUGACUGAGAUUCUGCCUUUCCCAUUAAAACAAUCCCAGAGAAACUGUGGAGUAAUUUAUUUUUCUUCCUUGAGAUUGACAUAAUCUUUAAUAACUAGGAAAAUCUUAACUGUAGGCACGAGAAACCUUUUGAAAUUGGACUAGAAACAGAAACACUCUUGGAAGAAACUUCUGUCUUUUAAAGCACAGGAUCACCCUGUAUGCAUCCUUGCACAGGUUUCUCUGUGUUGACAGCCCUCUGUUGUAAUAACUUAAAAUAAUUGUCAUUCAUUUUGCAUGUAUACUAGGAUGUUCUUGCAAAGCUAUUCCUCCCCUAAAGUCUUGCUUUUCAAAGGUAUCUUAAUAAAAUACUUCUAGGCACCAAAAGGCAUGUUCCUGAACAGCUGAGUUUACUCAGUUCUGUCGUGAAAUAGAAGGUCAGAUAGUAUUUGUCCAGAGACGUCUAUUAAUAGAGAAAGGAUUAAGCUAUUUAAACAAAAGUAAGCCCUUCCAGUCAUUAGCCAGAAAACUGGCAGUACAGCUUUUGAAUGAGGAGGAGGAGGAGAAAUGAAUAACAACUUUAGGUGACACGUUUAAAGAGGAUUUUUUAAAUCUAUAGUCUGGUACCAUUUUAGUUACUGAAAAUGUGAAAAUGUGUCAGGGCUUAGAGGUGUUUUAGGUGCUUGAAGCUAAUGGGUGCCUUUCUGCAAGUUUGGAAGCUUUCAAUAUGACCUUAGGUUCUGGCCAGAACCUAUGUGAUCCUCAAAAAAUACUUCAGCUUCCCAGAGGAUGACUGUGUAUAUUCUGCAAUAAAUAUCUGAUGUGUCUCUUUAUGUACAAGGAUUCGGCAUUUACUGAGCUGACUUCUGCUACCUCUUUAUACACAAACCUUUUGUACUGUACAACAGCCUUAUGCCUGGGAGCCACUGUAAUUACAUACUGUUAGUGUUCUGUGUUUAUUUCUGGAGGUUAUUUGCUUGUAUCAUGUAUAUCUUGGGUACUGUAACAUUUACCUGUACAACCUCAGUUCUCAGUGGGGCACAAUAAUUUCUAUAAUUGCAAACUGUGUAUUAAUUUUGUCUUUAAGCAACAAAUAAAAGUCUUUUUCUUAAACUUGUGUUCAAAAUGGA